Messenger RNA from Anopheles maculipalpis, 1519 nucleotides. RefSeq names its product protein gooseberry (gene gsb). The transcript is spliced from 3 exons. Gene Ontology annotation, biological process: regulation of transcription by RNA polymerase II; anatomical structure development. The record is from RefSeq and is a predicted model, not a curated record. Gene Ontology annotation, molecular function: DNA-binding transcription factor activity, RNA polymerase II-specific; RNA polymerase II cis-regulatory region sequence-specific DNA binding. Bases 5 to 1519 code for a protein of 504 amino acids. Lineage: Eukaryota; Metazoa; Arthropoda; Insecta; Diptera; Culicidae.
UUCGAUGGCUGUUGCUAGCUUAAACAUGUCUCCAAUCUUCAGCGGAUACCCUUUCCAAGGUCAGGGACGUGUGAACCAACUCGGUGGUGUGUUUAUCAACGGACGGCCCUUGCCGAAUCACAUUAGACUUCGCAUUGUAGAAAUGGCGGCCUCCGGUGUAAGGCCCUGCGUCAUAUCGCGUCAAUUACGAGUAUCGCACGGUUGUGUGUCGAAAAUUUUGAACCGAUACCAAGAAACGGGCUCCAUUCGCCCGGGCGUUAUCGGAGGCUCCAAACCGCGCGUGUCAACCCCGGAAAUUGAAGCUCGCAUUGAGGAACUACGCAAAGCGAACCCUGGCAUCUUCAGCUGGGAAAUCCGAGACAAACUCAUUAAGGAUGGGCUCUGCGACAAAACGUCCGCACCGUCCGUCAGUUCCAUCAGCCGGCUGUUGCGCGGUGGUCGUCGUGAUGACCUAGACAUGCAUGGUAAUCAUUCUAUCAACGGCAUCCUGGGAGGAUCUUCGUGCGAUGAGGACAGCGAUACCGAAUCGGAGCCUGGAAUUACGCUGAAGCGCAAGCAACGCCGAUCCAGGACAACGUUCAACGGCGAACAGCUCGAGGCACUGGAAAUUGCAUUCAGCCGUACCCAGUACCCGGAUGUGUAUACACGCGAGGAGCUUGCCCAAAAGACGAAGCUAACCGAGGCACGCGUCCAGGUAUGGUUCUCGAACCGUCGUGCACGACUCCGCAAACACAUGAGCUCCCAGCAAAUGGUGGCUUUUGGUGCUUCGCAGUAUCCUUCACAGUUCGAGCAACAGGCCGCAGCUGUAGCCGCCGUCACUGCAUCGUCCGGAACUGGAUCCGGUUCACCGAUGGGAGCCGGCGCCUGGUCCCAAUGCUACUCCGCAUCCCCGAACCAAACUGCUUCGAUUCAUGCCCCGUCACAGUCUUCCUACAAUCCGCUAGCCCAUACCAUGAUCCAUCCCACCUCGGCUACCAUGAGCCCACCGGCUUCCAUGAGCCCCCCAAGCUCCAUCAGCCCUCCGGUGUCACAUGCCGGAGCACACUCGACCUCCGCCUCACCAAUUCCACAGACCUCGGUACCGAGUGGAAUAGCUCCAGUCGGCAGCGGCACACAGUCGGCGGCCGGAUACAACUACUUCUCCAUGUUGGAUAGCAACCCGCAGCAUGUCCAGCUGCAUCCACAUCACGCCCACGCAACCCAUCACCAUGCCGGUCAAAUUAGUGCCGCUCAAUCGUACGCAGCACCCAUCUACCCAUCUGCUCCGGCCGGUGCCAACAUGGACUCCAACACACAGUGGCAACGCAGUUCCGGCACCGCAUCGCACAAAUCUUCCACCAGCGAGUGGGACGCUUAUAGCUCAUUUUUCUCCAACAACAUGGGCCAUCAUCAUCAUGCGCACAGUCACCCACACUACUCGUCGGCAGCAGCAGCUGCAGCGGUGGCGGCCGAAGCAAAAUCAGGCUAUCCGUACUUCGGGCAGCUCGGGGGACUAGAAAUGAGCCGACUGCAUUGUUAG